CCACAUCGAAGGUAGGUUUGGGUUCUUUGUUAUUGUACAAUGAUGCAUUCAAAGUGGGAGAAUCCAAUACCCUAUAUUUGAGCGUGCUGGGGCAUUGCAAUACUCUCACAUCUCGUUUGAAACGACUUGGCGACAGGAUUUAGAAUCCGAGGAUGAGAAGGACCAUAACGGGGUCCGGACAAGAUUGUUUGAAAGGCUUAUGAUCGUUAGACGAGGACUUUAGUAAUAUCAUUUCAGUUGCAGGAUGCAAUGAGCAAUCUGUUUGACACGAAAAUGCGAAUCGGGAAUCGCAAAAGGCGAGUCGGCGAGUAGAAGAAUUCGCAAAGAUAGGGAGAGAUGUCGGUGUCAGAUGCGCAGGUAGUGCGGUAGAGUUAGACCUUUGCGCAAAAUCAGUUUUGCAGAGAAGGUAUCUGCGGGGAGCGACAAGCAGGCCACAGGUUGCGAGUGGUCGCAUUCAACAAUGAAACAUCUAAUGUCCACAAUUCCCACGGGAUCCCAAUUUUCAAGUCGAUGUGAAUCAUCUCCGCCUGCGACCACCGAGGGACGCGCGCUGUGGGGCCCAGUAGUACAAAGGUCUACGCAUUCAGGAAAUCACUCGAGAUUUCGCGGUUUAGAAAAUCGAUCAAACUGUGACGCCUACAGCCAUACUAGCAAGCUCUGCGAUCUGACCUCAUGUCAUGUGGGUGGCUUCAAUGCUGUCAACGGGGCACGAAUGUCGACUGCGGAGCUCCAUUCCCAAUGGUCGCACCAGGACGGAGACGUGCCUUUGGUCGACCUGCACAAUGCAGCCCAGCUGGGCGAGGACUCCCUCCGCGAGACGUCGUUUUCUAGUUCCAUAUUGCAUGACGAGGUUCGCGAGGAAACGCACUCGUCGCUACUUUUUCCCGAAGAGUCACAUCAUGUGGUGGUCCCUAAUGGUGACCAUUGUGGUGAUCGCUCGGCGUCGGAGUCUGGAUUUAGAGAUUCGGGGUCCAACAUGAUUAGAGGGGACGUUGACCACCACGUACCGGAGAUGGAGAUUUCAUGGGGAGCCACUGAAGAUGACAAAGACAAUUACUGCCUUGAUUUGUGGGACAUUGUUGGUGAUGACAUAGUCGCUCAGCAAAAGCAGAACGGCAGAGUAGACGAUGAGGGUGACAAUGCGGAGCGUGGCAAUGAGAUUCUGAAGAUCGCGUUUAUCUCGAAUGAGUGCAAGACGGAGAUGGAGUUCUGUGCCGGAGAUGGGCUGAACGUAAACAUGGAUCUUACAACUGCAGUGCUGCGAUCGUCAGGCCUAGAGGGCGGCCAAGAAGAGCUGGCCGAACUAGGGAAGCAUAUUGUGCACUCGCUGUUGAGGUUGAAUUAUGAUGAUGUGUUGGCCGCUUGGUGCCACGACCGCAGCCUUUGGACCGACGGCAAACGACUGCAAACAGUGCCCGAGCACUUCACCUUUGACGACACCGCUGUGGAUGACUUCAGCCUCGUUCCAAAACCGGUUACUAGCCAUCCAAGGAAAAGAGCUGAUUCUAGUGAAAGCAGAGACCGGGAUGCUUCAGUGAUGCGCUACAGAGAGAAGAAACGGUCUCGUGUCUCCUCCAACAAGGUCCGGUAUCAGGUUCGCAAGUUCAACGCCGAGUGCCGGCCUCGCUUGAAGGGUCGGUUUGCGAAGAGAACAUAUCACACAGCGAUGACGCAGUGAUGGCGGAGGUCGACCCACAUGCCAGGUUCCUCUGGUUCUGCUCGGAGCUCGUGAAAUCAUUCACACACUUACACACACACACAUGAACAGACACACGCAAACUUGAAAUAAUCAGUACAUACAGAAACAAUGGCAAACUUGUACAUAAUGUAGCGAGUGCUGGAGACACGAUCAGUUCAUCGAUGCACUGGAUGUUUCGCAUCUGCUCAUCAAAAUGCCUUUUUUCUUCGCAGAUGGUGUAGCAAAUUCGUGAAGCAAGUUCCUGUCUUAGGGUGCAAUUCCAAAGCGCCAUAACCAGUAACAUCUUUUGCUACAAUGAAAGAAAGGAUCCUUUAUCAUCAAUGUAAUUAAGAAGUAUCUUGAAUAAAGGUCUGAACAAUAAGAACAGGAUGCUUCCAGUGA
Molecule: messenger RNA, 2080 nt
Organism: Physcomitrium patens
Lineage: Eukaryota; Viridiplantae; Streptophyta; Bryopsida; Funariales; Funariaceae
Biological process (GO): regulation of DNA-templated transcription
Cellular component (GO): nucleus
Molecular function (GO): protein binding
Source: RefSeq, a predicted model, not a curated record